This is a messenger RNA of Spirometra erinaceieuropaei, 314 nucleotides long. Lineage: Eukaryota; Metazoa; Platyhelminthes; Cestoda; Diphyllobothriidea; Diphyllobothriidae. The record is from the annotation of a GenBank genome assembly.
AUGGAAGGCGCGGAGGGAAGACUGGUAGGUAUGACUCUGUACUUCCUACACUUACCCUCCAUGCCUACCUACAGUGCCUGUAGCCGUUACUGUCCCGUCAAAAAAGGAGUUAACGAUUGUGGAGAGCCAACCAUGGACGACUGGGAAUGCCAACCAUGAAAGGCACGGACGGAAGACUGGAAGGUAUGACUGUGUACUUCGUCCACUUACUCUCGAUGCCUAGCUGUAGUGCCGGUAGCCGUUACUGGCCGGUCAUAGAAGGAACUGUCGAUUGUGGAGAGCCAAUCAUGGACGACUGGGAAAGCCAACCAUGA